Molecule: messenger RNA, 7984 nt
Organism: Zalophus californianus (California sea lion)
Lineage: Eukaryota; Metazoa; Chordata; Mammalia; Carnivora; Otariidae
Gene: GAS7
Product: growth arrest specific 7
Exons: 14
Coding region: 153-1715 (520 amino acids)
Biological process (GO): actin filament polymerization; neuron projection morphogenesis
Cellular component (GO): plasma membrane; cytoplasm; actin filament
Molecular function (GO): actin filament binding
Source: RefSeq, a predicted model, not a curated record
UGGCCGGGGACCCCCCGCGCACCCCCGAGACGGCGCGCGCCCAGAGCGCGGGAGCCCGGAGCGCCGGGCGCCUGGGACCCCGCGGAGCCGCUGCCCAGCCCGCGGGGCUCGGCAGGGAUGCAGGCUGCACUGUGAGCCCGGGCGCCAAGGCCAUGUCCGGCGCCCGCUGCCGGACCCUGUACCCGUUCUCCGGGGAGCGGCACGGCCAGGGGCUGCGCUUCGCCGCGGGCGAGCUGAUCACGCUGCUGCAGGUCCCGGACGGCGGCUGGUGGGAAGGCGAGAAGGACGACGGGCUCCGCGGCUGGUUCCCGGCGAGCUACGUGCAGUUGCUGGAGAAGCCUGGAAUGGUCCCCCCUCCUCUCGGAGAGGAAAGCCAGACUGUUGUCCUUCCACCUGGCUGGCAGAGCUACCUGUCUCCUCAGGGCCGCCGUUACUAUGUCAACACGGCCACCAAUGAGACCACCUGGGAACGUCCCAGCAGUUCUGGGAUUCCAGCCAGCCCCGGCCCUCACAGGAGCUCUCUGCCUCCAACAGUGAAUGGAUACCACGUGGCAGGGACCCCAGCGCACCCUCCCGAGACUGCCCACAUGAGUGUCCGAAAAUCCACCGGUGAUUCCCAGAACCUGGGAUCCUCAUCACCAAGCAAAAAGCAGAGCAAGGAAAACACCAUCACGAUAAACUGCGUGACGUUUCCACACCCAGACACGAUGCUGGAACAGCAGCUAUUGAAACCCACCGAGUGGAGCUAUUGUGACUAUUUCUGGGCUGAUAAGAAGGACCCCCAAGGCAAUGGCACGGUGGCUGGGUUUGAGCUCCUGCUUCAGAAGCAACUGAAGGGCAAGCAGAUGCAGAAGGAAAUGUCAGAAUUCAUCCGGGAGAGGAUAAAGAUCGAAGAGGAAUACGCCAAAAACCUAGCUAAGCUCUCUCAGAACUCUCUGGCUGCUCAGGAGGAAGGCUCCUUGGGAGAAGCGUGGGCCCAGGUGAAAAAGAGCCUCGCGGAUGAGGCAGAAGUCCAUCUCAAGUUCUCCGCCAAGCUGCACAGCGAGGUGGAGAAGCCCCUGAUGAAUUUCCGAGAAAACUUCAAGAAAGACAUGAAGAAGUGUGACCACCACAUCGCGGACCUCCGCAAGCAGCUGGUCAGCCGCUACGCCGCGGUGGAGAAGGCCCGGAAGGCCCUCACGGAACGGCAGAGAGACCUGGAGAUGAAGACCCAGCAGCUGGAGAUCAAGCUGAGCAACAAGACGGAGGAGGACAUCAAGAAGGCGCGGAGGAAGUCCACGCAGGCUGGAGAUGACCUCAUGCGCUGUGUGGACCUCUACAACCAAGCCCAGUCCAAGUGGUUUGAAGAGAUGGUGACCACCACACUGGAGCUGGAGCGGCUGGAGGUAGAGAGGGUGGAGAUGAUCCGGCAGCACCUAUGUCAGUACACACAGCUGCGGCACGAGACAGACAUGUUCAACCAAAGCUCGAGCCUGUGGACCAACUGCUUCGAAAAGUGGACCCAGCCAAAGACAGGGAGCUGUGGGUCAGAGAGCACAAGACGGGCAACAUCCGCCCCGUGGACAUGGAGAUUUAGACGGGCACGCACGGCCCCGGGGGUCCUGCGGAGGCGAGGGGCUGGGGGUCCCAUGGAGAGGAGGUGGCCGCGCCUGCCACGGGGCCCGCUGCCGAGUUCAGCUGCCCUCCCACCCCCUGUCCUGGGCCUGGUCCACUGAGCUGGGGCGAUUCCAGAAGGGCGGCCUUGCUGGGAGCUGCCAGUGUGCCCAGGCCAAGAAGACGGAUCCACAGCCCUACCCUCGUCUCCGAGGCUGAAGCCCCCCCGAGGCCCCCACCCCUGACUCCUGCACCGUGCUUGCAGCUCCAAGGACAAACUGAGGCUGGAGCUUUGUGGUCCCUGCUGAGCACCGGAGGGGUCGCCUCCCCACCCAGAACCACCUGUGUCAUAUACUUACGCCCCUGGAAGCCCCAAGGCCCUCUGUCUAGCUGGCUCCCUGUGUCCCGGGCUUUUGGAGGGUCACGGGAGAAAGGUCCCUGUCUCCAGCCACGUAUCAGGAUCAGAAUCGUGGAUCCAAGGCACCGUUCAGCUCGGCAGCCCGCACUCAGAAUUCUUUGCAGCCCACCCUCUUUAUUGUCUUCCCAUUGCAUUCUGGGAGCCCGCAUCCUGGCUCUUCUGGGCCCCUUUUCCACCAUCUGGGGUCUUGGGAAUAAGGCCUCCUCUCUACCCAGACUGACCCUGCCUGGAGAGGUCAGGGUGGAACUACCUCAUUCAGCACAUCAGCCCCAAGUCAGAGUGUUGAGUCGCGUUUCAUAUUAGGUCAGGCAUCUUCUGUAAAGUCUCCAGGCUGGAAACCCCAAUCCAUCCAACCCUCAGUUGCUUCCUCAGGGAAGCUGCCUCCGGGCCCCCCCCACCCCCCCUUCCCAGACUCUUCGCGGGGCUGGCUCAGUCCCCUGUGGGAGGUGGGUGGGGAUGGGUCUUCGUCCCCACCCCCCACCCCCCGCCCCUGCAGAGGGCUCCACCUGCUAGUGCAUGGUGGGCGUGGGACCCCGUGUGGCUUUCUCUCCUUAGUGGGCACUGCACAGGCAUGGCAGACUCUCAUGGUCACAGCGGGGUGUCCCCUUCCUGGCAGUGUUCUGCCACCCUGGCCUCAGCUCGUCCCGCACAUUCCAGAGCCCUGCAUGGAGCCCCGCUUGGUGCCGGUACCACCUUCCCCUUUCCCCACUUCCCGAUUCCUGGGAAAGCCGGGUCUGAGCAUGACGCGGGAGGCAUUCAGCACACCGCUCAUCAUUCCCUCCCUCUGUAGAAACACAGCAAACCCGUUGUCCACCAUGUCAAACCCUGAGAAUCCGCACCAGGGGACUGGAAGAUGAAAUGACACCCCCGCCCCCCGAAGGUGGUCACGCGGCCAGCCGGGGGCAGAUUCUAGCCCAGAAGCCACGUCCUGGGAACCCAUCCUUCUUAGCUCAUCUUUCAAACCUUGAUUACUUCUGGCGUGCAGGACCCACACGCGCCCUACAAGGGCAGGGUCCUAAGAGCACAACUCCCCGGUCGCUCGGUCUUCAUGCUGGGAACUGAGGACUUAACGCAUCUUGAGUCUUUUGGCACCUCUUUCGCUGAGUCAGAGUUCUGUGCUCGCAGUUUAGAAUAGAAAGAUGCCCAAUGUCCUAGAGUAAGCCACGCUCUGUCCCACUUGUCCUGUUGAACCAUCUCAACCAAAAAGGUCAGCGUGGAGGAUGGAUCUGUCCCUGGCAGGGAGGACCACUGCUUCCGGAUCAGGGGUUGUGCCGGGACACCAGUGACUGAUUUUAGGAUAUUACGUCUUGGUUUCUCUAUGAAAAAUGGGUGCUGGUAGUAAUUGCCUUGUGGCUUUAGCGGACUACUUUGUGGGUGAUUUUCAAAUGUCCAAAGCCAAUAGCCUUGUUACUAACACAGACAUUUGGAGUGUGAGAUGGCUCAUCGGUUUUUGUUUUCUCCCUCCCUCCUGAAGGUUCCUGAGUCUUCUGGUCCUCCCCGGGACAGGGCGCGGGGGGCUCCCUUGCCUCUUCCAGGGGAGCCCAAGUGGGCCCAGUGUGGGUUUUCUGCAGCCAUUCUUCCCCCUCCCCCCACUCGCACUCCUCAGCUCACUCAUUAGCUUCUUCACAUGCUUUCCCUUUUUCUCCAUGCUCCUUCAUUCCUCAAAGAGCUUAGUCAGGGCUGAGCAAUGUGCUAAGUUCUGGGGACAAGACAGGGCAGGGGAAAGACCACCGUCUCUUCUGCGUAGACUUAGGUUUUCUCUGGGGUCUUGCAGGUCCUUAACCUUGGCCUUCACAUACAAGCACUCUUUGCAGAGUUGUGGUUUCCAGAGAUACUCUCUUUCACGCUGGCACAACUGCAUUCAUUCAUUCGUUCACUGGGCAGACACUCGGGACGAGCCAGGCAUCGUGCAGGGCGCCAGAAAUGCAGCCGUAUGCAAGAUACGCGCUCUGUCCCGGUCUUCUCUGUUGUUCUCCAUGUAGACAAGAGGCUCUUUAAACCUCUCUGGAGAAUGACAGCAUGGCACCUCUUCCACAUUUAACCGACUCAGAGCCUAACAUGAACAUGUCAUCCUAACAUGAACUGCUGUGUAGUAGCUCCCCGCUGGGUGGAAGGUGGACAGCAACAAGGGUAUAUAAUCACCGGGCCCUCAGCGCAUGCAGCCCGGAUGCAAGUCAGACCUCAGAGAUUUCUCUCGUUUCUUUUAAAUAACUCUCCUCACUUGACGGAGAAGAAGAACGAAGCCCAAGGAUGGCCAGUGAGUCCAGGGAGUGAGGAUCGGGGUCUGUUAACAGGGCUCCCGCCCUGGGUGAACCAAGAUGAGGCUGAAGUCUAGAACAUCCCAAAGCGCCCUCUGGAGUAGUGCUCUAUCCGGUUGUUGCUGUUUUACUUUAUUCUUGUAAAUUCGGUGUUGAAGUUAUAAGAGUGUAUGGCCGGGCUUAUUCAGAGAGUGUCUGGGAUGUACCUGGGCACAUCCGUUGUUCUCUAAGAACAAGUGAGCCCCUUCUACCUGCCCUCCUACAAGACAUGGAUGCACUUAGUUUUGUCUGUGAAAACCUGAUUUUUUUUGGGGGGGGAGCUGCACCCUGAAGCUUGCACCUCAGCUCCAAGAUAAAUGGCGUUCAAAAUGAGUUGGUUGCCACAGCAGCCUCCAGGAAAAGCCACUUAUUCCUUCCUUCUAUUGCUUUUGAUCAGUACUGCAAAGCCUUGGCCAACCAGACCACAGGGCUAGCUGCCCGUGGGACCACCUUGGGCCUUCUUUCUACCCACCCACCCAGCGCCUGUCGGGCCGGGAGGAUUUCUGCACCAGGAGGCGCUUCUCACUGGGGCUGGUUAAUGACCGAAGCGAACAGGAACAGUGUCCACACUCACAGACCAGGGAGAGAAGGGGGGUGUUUCUCUUCCCUUUGUGAAAACCAGUCAAUUACUAGAUUAGUGGAUGGGUACCUAAGAAUCUUGGCGAAGCCAAAGUCCCUUCUUGGAAACACUAGCCAUAAACUUCAAAGGACGUCAAAGACUGGCUUGUUGAAGUGAUUUGACUUCCAGACGCGUUGAAGUGAUUUGACUUCCUUCCUUGGGAGGGAGAGUUUAAACAGGAUUCUUCAGACCCACUGGUGGUUAUGUAGGUAGGGGAAGCACUUCAGGCGUGUUAAGUGGGGUACAGAUCAGCGUAGACCCCGAAUCCUCCAACCCCCUCCCAGACCUACCGCCUUGUUUUUUUUUUAAGAUUUGUUGAGGUGUUUGACAUACUUAUUGGGCUUUAUUGACCUACAGUGAAAUGCACCCUUUUGAAGGAUAGGGUUCCGUGAAUUUCGACAAACCUACAGUCUUAUAACCACCACCAAAAUCAUCAUAUUUCUAUCACUCCUGAAAAUUCCCUCCAGCUCCCUUAGAGCCGAUCACCCACACCUGCUCCCCAUCCCGCCCCCUGGCGACCGCCGAUGGAUCAUCGGACCCUAUGGUAUUGCCUUUUCUAGACUGUCCCAUAAGAGGAGCCACUGAUGUAGCCAUCAAGUCCGACUGCUUUCCCAAGGCUUCGUGCUUGGGGUCACCCACGUUGUGUGCGUCCCUGGCUCGUCCCCACGUCUCGUGGAAUCCCGCUCUGUUGCAUGGGUGAACCACGCGCUUCCUUGCUUGUGAAAUGCGUUGUUUGCCCUGGAGGCUCCUGGCCCAGGGUCCUCAGCUUGUUUGCACGGCUGCUUCCUGUGCCUCCCAAGGCUCCUCCAAGUGCCAGCCUUGCCCACAGUGGUUCUUGGGGCUCACACUCCUUGUGGUUCAUUUCAGGUUUUUGUGCAGAAAGGGGCCGGGGAUUGGGGGAGGGGUGCCUCCCACUUCUGCUGCACCCUGAAGCUUGCACCUCAGCUCGGAGAUCCACACACUCCUGGGGGGCCCUCGCUUGAGUUCACACAGCCUUUGGCUUCUGAGCAUGAGGGGGCAUGGAAGGCAAACGGAUGAAUUGCAGGUGAAGACACAGGGGGCGACCUUGGGCUGGCCAUGACCUUUCCCUGGAUCUCUGUUGCUCCGUCUGUAGGUUGCAGGUGUACCUUCUGGUCUCCCCAGGCUCCUCUAGCUACUGCACUCCCUCAGCCCCUUCUCGUUUUUCGGGGUCUGUACCCGACACCAUCAUGCUUGACCUGGGCCCCAUCGGCGCGGGUUGAGCGUGAUGGUGUCUGAAAUCCUCCUGAGAGGGAUACCCUGGCACUUCUCUUAUUUAGACACGAAUGGAGCUAAAAUCAAGAGUUUCCCAAGCUGUUGAGAAUGAGGUAGUUCCUCCUAGGGCCCUGAAGGGAGCACUUAUACAUUAUUACCUUUGGGGGUCUCGCCCCCUGAUCUUUGAUCUCAUGUCCUGAGGUCUAUUUCCAAGGAGCCAGGCAGGCAUGGUGGAGACAGAGCCUCUUCCCGUGAGCUGCUUGGCACUGCUGGAGGCUCGCUCAGCUGGUGGUCACACUGAGCCAAGCCUGUGUCUGCAGCCCCCUGUCGGGGGGGGGGGCGGGGGGGCAGAUGGUGGCAGAGAUGGGACCAAACCCCGCCAGCGCCGGGCAGGCUAGGGGCAUGACCCCCAAGGUGAUGACUCCGCCAAGCCGUGUCUCGGUGCCCUGCUGUGAGCCCUUGGAGGCAACCGGGCAGCCCUCUGAGCAAACGCAAGAUGUUCCUGGGGCCAGGCCAGGGGGAGGGCGUGGGCCAUGGAGCCCAAGUCUGCAGGAUCCCAUUCUUCUUGGGCGCAUCCGGGUUGCGUUUUGCCAGGGAGGACUCUUGGCAUCUCCCCCCACUCCCCCGCCCCCCGGCUCCUACGGGAGUAUUACUUCUGUCUGGCCUUUCCUGAAGGUGAAGGACCCACUGCUGUUGCAGCAGGUCUGGGUGAGAAUAAGGUGACAGGAACCGAUGUUUUGUUCUCUAACCCUUUUGAUGCCGGGGCGUGAAAAGGAGCCUUUGUUGGGAGGCGUCUCUGAGGGAGCUGGAUUGGUGAUGAGCUUUGGGUCUCUCCCUGUGUGCUGUUCAGGGGACACUGACCCCUUGUGUUGGAGGGACAUUUCUAACAGGAUUGCAGUGGUGGAGGGCAAAGGGUCUGGGCACAUGGGUGCCGUCAUGGGGAUGGAGAGGGAAAGCGUUCGGUGCCAGGGCGGGAGUAGUGGACUGACCCCGCUCUGCCGCCUCGUGUGUCCUGUAACCCGAAGUGAAGUCACAUCCCCUCCUGGGACCUCCAUACUCCCUCGUUUGUCAAGCAAGCGGAGACACGCCCUUUCCAGUAGCAUCACACGCAGCAGACCGGCUCUUGGGAGCUGUGGCCUCCAGGCGGCCGUGUGGACCCAGGAACAGACAUUCAGAGGGACACCAGCCAUCCCUUGGUGACAGGGGUCCCAAACUUGCAUCUCUUCCCUUUCCUGGGGACUGAGAUCAUGGUGGGGGGUGGGGGGGGUGGGGGGUUGGGAGGGGGGGGCAGCCCCUUCACAGAUGAGCACAUCAGCAAACCCUAUGACAGUGGGAUUUUCUAACAGAAUAAACUUGCUUAUUUGGUCUGUUUUCUGUAACUUUUGCUAAAUACUUUAUACAUUUUUAAUGUUAAAAAAAAGCUGUGUCUCCUGCCAGCAUUCUUCAUCCCGGUAUGAAUGUGUUUACGCCGCAUUGUAUACCUUCCAUCCUCUGGCUGCUUAGAUCAGUAAAUAAAAUUGAUGUACUAUAAUUUAUAAGUAACACUGUUGAAACUCUGAUCCCUACGGAGGCUGUAACCUGCCCUUCCCGCCCCCGUCCCUGACCCCCCCGUAAUAGCACUUGUGUGUAUUAAUGCUAAAGAAUUAAAUGUUUAAAGGGUUUAAGUUUUGAAGGCGUUCGCUAUAUAUAAUUGUUCUGCAUUAUUACAAAGCAUUUUUAGGACGUGAAAUGCUCUCUCAUCCCCUUCCCCCCCCCCCACUUUGGCUCUGUGUGUACACUUAAGAUGCUUAGAUUCAUCCCAUGUAAAAUAAACUGUCCAGAGAC